AAGAAAUCGAGCGGCGCCCGGGCGUCCUCCGCCACGCCGCCUCCGCAGCCAGGGAGGACCGGAUAGAUAGAUUAUUCAUCAGGCUCGACGGACGGGACGGAAGGAAAAAGCGCGAGCGGAAAAGUGCACCGGCGGAAAAAAUCCCGUCCGACGUGGCGCCCUGGACAGUGGCCGCUGCCCUUUUUCUCCGCCCCCUCCCCCUCUCGCCUUCGGCUCCAUUUCAUUCCUCGCCCUCUUCUCUUCUCCUCCCCUCCCCUGACUCCGCUCCCUUCGAGACCCGGCGGCAAGAUAUUGGAAGGGUGUUCAGGUGCUGGUGAUUUGGCCUUGGUGCACGCGCUCGCCUUCUGCUGUUCGUGAAGAGCCGGCGAGCGUUUCUGUCAGAUUUGGCGGUUCUGCUGGUUCAUAGAUCCGGAGAUGGCUCGUUUUCAGGAAAUCAAGGCGAGGAACGACCAGAGGCCUUCUGCUGAUCGUGUUGGCCAUGGAAACUUCAUGGACCACCUGAAGAACACUCUGAAUUCCGGUGCGAUGGACUUGCCGGAAGGAGCACGAGCCCCUAAGGCACGCAAGCCUUACACGAUAUCCAAGCUGAGGGAGAAAUGGACGGAGGACGAGCACAAGCUCUUCUUGGAAGCCCUUCAGCAGCAUGGCCGUGCCUGGCGUCGUAUCCAGGAGCACAUAGGCAGCAAGACUGCCGUGCAAAUCAGGAGCCACGCUCAGAAGUUCUUCUCCAAGGUCAUCCGAGAAUCCUCUGGGGACAGCAACAGCAUAGCUGCUCCACCACAAAUUCAGAUUCCUCCGCCACGGCCAAAGAGGAAGCCUUCACAUCCGUACCCACGCAAGCUGGGUAAUUCACUCCGCAAGGAUGCCUCUACAAUCAAACAGCUCGAGAAGCCCCUGUUGAAGAUACAGCCCCUGUUUGAGCAGGAGAAUUGCUCGCCGAAAUCUGUGCUAACCACGGCACAGAUAGGCUCCGAGAUCCUGGCACUUGAAGGUAGUGGAUCACCAGCUUCCUCGGUUUACAUGGAGGAGAAAUGCCUCACACCAAGCACAUCAGUUGGGGAAUUAGGUGUGCAAGUAGCACGUUCAAAGGAUGCCACCACUUCCGAUGGCGCGGCAUGUGGAAUGCCUGAAGGUCCAGUUCUUAGGCUAUUUGGCAAGAGGGUCGUGGUGAAUAAUUUGCAUCAGCAGCAAAACUCCAAUACUGGGGACCUACAACAUGUAGCAGACAUGGAGCUGGACACUUCAGCUGAGACACCAACUAGUGGAACUGGGAAGUUCUCUUCCCAUGGUGCAGAAGAAGCAAAGACAUGGAGCCCGUGGCUGACCGGUACACAGCAGCUUAUGUACUAUCUUCCUCAAGGGGAGGUUCUCUCCGUGCAUUCUGCUUGCCAAUUUCUCAGCUACGGGAAUGGAAGCAUAUCUUACAGAGUAUUGAACCCACAAACAGUUACCUCAGAUAAGCAACAGCACCAACCAUCUGAAGCUGCAGACUGCAAGUUCACUAGGGCAGAAGGAUCGUGGACGGAAUCGAUCACAACCUCCAAUAAUGUGCCUGAAACAGCUCCUCAGAAUUCAGAUUCUAUAGAAUCUACACAAGUAAACAACAAUGAAGAUGAAGUGAUACCUGUUCCAGGUUCAAGAAAAUAUUCCACUGUUCCAGCCUACCUUCGAGGUUUUGUGCCAUACAAGAAGUGCGCAGCUCAAAGCAAGAUGCUGCAGUCAUGGGUGCCAGGCGAGGAGGCAGAUGGAGAGAUGACAAGGCUGUGCCUGUAAAUUUUGGGUCUUCAUCGUCGCGGAUAUUUUUGCUGAUAUGCAAUACAUAUGACUAGUACAGUACAGUAGUACUGAUGUUUUGCAGGAAACCAUUCUGGCAUUCUGCUGUUGCUUAUGAGAGGCAGAAUGAAACUGGUGAAGCGGCCACAAAUGGAGGCAACGAUGGUUCCUGUUUGUCCACGUAUAGUUCAAGACUGAUGUUUCCAUUUUCCUCUUUGAGUGCUUGCAAUUUUCAGAGGUCAAUGGUUGUGAUGCAGUGAUAAGUAAUGUAGUUAUAGCAUUAUAGGAGACUCGACCGUAUUGUAUGGCGUAUGUAUGUAAAUUACGAAUGCUUUUUGUGCAACAAUGACAUGGCAGCUAAACAAAGGAAUGUUGCUCAGGUUUCUUCA
Molecule: messenger RNA, 2162 nt
Organism: Setaria italica (foxtail millet)
Lineage: Eukaryota; Viridiplantae; Streptophyta; Magnoliopsida; Poales; Poaceae
Product: myb-like protein J
Exons: 6
Coding region: 415-1773 (452 amino acids)
Molecular function (GO): DNA binding
Source: RefSeq, a predicted model, not a curated record